UAAACAGAGCCUCUGCAUCUUUAUAAACGAUGACAAAUUGUGUGAUUUACUUUGAAAAGCAAGAUCCGGAAGUGAAGCUGUCGCUUUCCGUAACUUGACUAUUAUAAAAGCCCAAAGGAAAGUGAACUGGGAGCUGAGCAUCAUCAUCCUGGGCAGGGGGAGCCAAGAUGUUUACUCUUUCUAGUUUUAUGGACCAACAUUAACCUCUCCAGCCGCCAUGUCGUAGACCAGGCAGGCGCAUACAUGAAGCCUUCCUGGAAGCCGAGGACCGAGGAAGUGAGGGGGCUGUGACCGAGUAAGGGGAGGAUGUACUGGGCUGCUGGCUUCGCCUCUUCCCGGCCGUGUGUGGUAGAUCUCGGGCGGAAUCACAGCCUCCCCCUCGGGCUGUGUGUGUCCGAGCAGCACCAGUCGUUGUAUGGAUAUAUUAUCGCCUUCCCUUUGCAGGACUACGGAGGCAUCAUGACGGCUUUGGCGUCAGACUCCUGGUGGAAGAAGACCCUCUACAUCACCGGAGGGGCCCUCCUUGCUGCUGCAGCCUACAUACUACACGAGCUGCUCGCCAUCAGGAAGGAGCAGGAGCUGGACUCUAAAGAUGCCAUCAUCCUCCAUCAGUUCUCCAGGCCAAAGAACGGCGUUCCCAGCCUCUCACCUUUCUGCCUCAAAAUAGAGACUUAUUUAAGAAUGGUUGACUUGCCCUACCAGAACUAUUUUGAUGGGAAGCUAUCCCCUCAGGGCAAGAUGCCGUGGCUUGAGUAUAACUAUGAGCAGGUCUCAGGGUCAGAGUUCAUUGUAGACUUCCUGGAAGAGAGGCUGGGCGUCAACCUCAAUCACAACCUCACGCCGGAGGAGAGAGCUGUGUCACGAGCUGUCACCAAAAUGGUGGAAGAACAUCUCUACUGGACUAUCGCCUAUUGUCAGUGGGUGGACAACCUGGAGGAAACCCAGAAGCUCCUGGCCAUGAGCGGCCCAUUUAGCAACACACUGAAGUGGCUGCUGAGCCACCUGAACGGUAGCAUGGUACGCAGAGAGAUGUAUGGACACGGCAUCGGGCGCUUCUCCAAGGAAGAAGUGUACGACUUGAUGGAGAAGGACAUGAGGACACUGGCCACACUGCUGGGGGAUAAAAAAUACUUUAUGGGCUCCAAGAUAUCAACAUUAGAUGCAACAGUGUUUGGACAUCUCGCCCAGGCCAUGUGGACGCUGCCUGGUACUCGACCAGAGCAACUCAUUAAAGGAGAACUGAUCAACUUGGCAAUGUUCUGUGAGCGGAUGCGAAGGAAGUUCUGGCCCGAGUGGUUCGUGGAGGUGGAGGACCUUUACUAUGACGGGGACAGCGAGAGCAGCGGCGGAACCCAGUCUCCGACAGGCCUACUGGACUUUGGGCUUUUCUCCAGGACUGACACGCUUGACGACAGCGACGGCAGCAGCCAUUCGGCCGGACACGCCCACACACACACCCCUAACUCUGACCACUCGCUGUUUGACUCUGAUGUGGGCACAGGGUCGGACAAUGAGAUUCAGCUGAAGGAAGACGCCAUGCCUGAUUUGGAGGUUUGACCUCAUGACCGAUGACGGCUACAAUUAUGGAGGCCGAGCGAGGACCAAGAACAUCGCUGUUCCGACUCCGAGUCUCCAGCACCCAAAAGGCGGACUGUGUGGGUAUGUUAUGCACAGCAUCAGAGCUGAAUCUUAACUUUUACAUUUUAUGGUCCAGCUUGUUCUCUCCCGAAAUGUCACAAGUGUCAAUGUGGCAGUUUCUCUUUGCCUUAUUUGUCUGGUCCUGUCAUACGAAACAUGAUGUGGGAAAUUAUAGCAGGAAGUAAACAUCUCAUGGAGGUGCACCGAGUCCCUGCUGGGAAUAAUCACCAUUUUGCCAUUUGUCUUAAAGCUGAAAGUCAUUGAAACAUUAUUUACAUUUAGAGAUCAUAUUCUUUAUGGGAAGACGACAUAUCAAAUGAAUACGCGAGUCUCCACCAAACAUCAAUCAGGAGCGGACUUUGUUUAUUUUAUAUUUAGUCAUCAGUCCAAUGGGUCAUUACAUAAUGUAGAAACAUUUAAGGUUGUAAUUAAAGCAAAUCACCAGUAGAUGGAGUAAGCAUCCUGUCAGCAAGGAUGAUCUUUGGUUGCAUCAGCAGCAACUAAUUCAUGCUUAUUACUGAGAUCAAACCAUCAGUAAAAUUUAGUGCUUGUUUUUUUUUAUUUUUUAUUAUUCUGUGAGUUUUAGUUCACCGGUGCCGCUUUAUUUAUUUUUUUAUGAAAGAUUAAUUUUAUUUUUUAAAAUUUGCUGUAUUGAUUACAAUCUCUGAAGGGAAAAUUCAGUUAUUAUUAAUGAUCUUACUUGUUAAAUACAUAUAUUUUUUUAUUAGCCUUUUAUGUAUUAUUGCUCUGGAAGGAGACAUUAUUUUGCACUAGUGAAAAUUUAUUUUCACUUUAUUAUUUUUGAUGUAAGAACUGCGUAAGAAGAAAGGAUUUGAUUUGAAAAAGGGGGGGAAUGUAGUAUUUGUGUUGUGAGGGACUACUAAAACCUGCUUGAUGUGGAUGUGGGUGUUAUUGAUGUGUGAAUGAAAUUUGAUGAAAACGUAAAAAACCCCACAAUAUUACAAAAAGGUGGGAUGUAUUUAAAAUAAAUGUUUUUUUUGUAAAUAUAUUUAAACCCUGCAAACAUUAACUUGCAUUGCAAUAUGACUAUUUGCACGAUUUUGGCUAUUAUCACUGGAUCUCAUUGAAAUUAUGCAUCGCUAUAAUAUCAUACUGACUGACUGGCAGUAAUCAUAUUGUUCUUUAUUGCCUCAGUGAGGUACACAAAAAGUCCAGUUUCAGUAUAUAAUAAAUAUUCAUAGGAGGCAAAAAAAUAUUUUUGCUAGCCUGAUUUAAAAACAAAAAUUUCAAUGAAUUUUUGUUUAAUUUUUCAGUGCUAUUAUCCUAAUUAAUUGGUGUCAAUCUAAUUUCAUGUUCUCCUCAUAGCAAUGGCACCCCUCCCCAAAUCCCACCAUUUUGUAUGUUCACGUAGGUGCGAAUGUGAUGGACAAGGAAUAUAGUAAACGGAUGGACGCAGGUAACCCAAGCAUUUUAGCAUCAUAACAACUUGUGUUUUUUGUGACCCACUUCUUCAUCCCAUCACUUUCAGCUGAACACAAUAUAGGAUCUAUGGCAGCUUCCUGCUAAACACGCUAGUGUACUUUGAUGUAAACGACACAUACACUGUGUCCCUCAGGAGUCACUUCAUGGAGUUCAUGAUAAAACUACGUUUUAUGCAGUUUUACAAUUGAUUUAAUGUUGACCUCAGUUGGGUUGAAGGUCAUCUCUAAACUUGGACACACAGAACCAAAGCUUUGUGCAUGGCUACAAACUAUCUGAGGAGGUCCUGUUGAAGAAUGAAUGAAGGCUGAAGUAAACAACUUCCAUCAUGUUGUCCUCCAUGAUGUCCCCCAAAACCCAAGUACCGCUACACACGUCUCAAACCAUGUCAAAGCAUCUCUGCUGAGGCCGUGUAAAUAUUGUACGUGUGACAAAGUGUACCAUAUCAUACCGUAUGUAGAGCAGACCGAUCACACUAUCUGUGAAUGUGUAGUCGAAAACUGGCUUGACUCGUUUCAAUAAAGAAAAGCGGAGACCGUUUUAAAUUGA
This is a messenger RNA of Doryrhamphus excisus (bluestripe pipefish), 3627 nucleotides long. It is a transcript of the gene faxcb, whose product is annotated as failed axon connections homolog, metaxin like GST domain containing b. The record is from RefSeq and is a predicted model, not a curated record. Gene Ontology annotation, cellular component: cytoplasm. NCBI's taxonomy places the organism in Eukaryota, Metazoa, Chordata, Actinopteri, Syngnathiformes, Syngnathidae.